UGUGAGAAAACGUUAACGUCCGUUCAGUUUCUCUGUUUCGCGAUUGCUUCUAUAACACAUUUCAAAUCCUCAAAUAAAUAUACAGUUUUCAGCAUACCUUCAUCUUCAAAUUAGUGUCGAACCUUUGCGCCGGAAAAUGGAUCGGGAAUGGUCCAUCAACGACUUUGAGAUCGGAAAACCACUUGGGAAAGGCAAAUUCGGGAGAGUAUACGUUGCCAGAGAAGUCAAGAGUAAAUUUGUGGUUGCAUUGAAGGUUAUCUUUAAGGAACAACUUGAAAAGUACAAAUUUCACCAUCAACUGAGGAGGGAAAUGGAGAUACAGAUAAGUCUUAAACAUCCAAACGUCUUGCAUCUCUAUGGUUGGUUUCAUGAUUCCGAGCGUGUUUUCUUGAUUCUUGAAUAUGCUCAUAAUGGUGAACUAUACAAGGAGCUUAGCAAAAGAGGUCAUUUUUCAGAGAAGCAAGCUGCAACGUACAUUUUAAGCCUCACGGAAGCAUUGACAUAUUGUCACGAGAACCAUGUUAUUCACAGAGAUAUCAAGCCUGAAAAUUUGUUGCUUGAUCAUGAGGGUCGUCUAAAGAUUGCGGAUUUUGGUUGGUCUGUACAAUCUAAAGACAAAAGAAAAACCAUGUGUGGUACAUUGGAUUAUUUAGCUCCUGAAAUGGUAGAAAACAAAACUCAUGAUUAUGCUGUUGAUAACUGGACUCUUGGUAUCCUUUGCUAUGAGUUCCUUUAUGGUGUUCCUCCAUUUGAGGCCGAGAGUCAAGCUGAUACAUUCGAAAGGAUAAAAAAGGUUGAUUUAAGCUUCCCUCCUAGUCCUCUUGUUUCUUCAGAUGCCAAAAAUCUGAUUAGUCGGCUCCUAGUAAAAGAUUCCUCAAGAAGACUCUCACUUCAGAAGAUAAUGGAGCAUCCUUGGAUAAUCAAGAAUGCAAAUCGUAUGGGUGUAUGCUAGUAGAAUCAACUUUAGUCGCUCAUAUGUAUAAUUAUCUUCUCGAGGGAUCAAGCUGGAUUCUACAUCUGCCAUUGCAAUAUGAUAGUACAUUCAUGUGUUUUUAAGAAUUCAAAUCAUGAGCUAGAGACUUGUUGAGCAAAUGAGAAUUUGAUUAUAAUUAGAAAGAAUUGUUGUAUAGAAAGUGUGCCCAAACAUUUUUUUUUCAUCUAAGUUAAGUAUCAAUUAAAUUUAACUCA
Messenger RNA from Medicago truncatula (barrel medic), 1188 nucleotides. Its product is annotated as serine/threonine-protein kinase Aurora-3. NCBI's taxonomy places the organism in Eukaryota, Viridiplantae, Streptophyta, Magnoliopsida, Fabales, Fabaceae. The coding region runs from base 137 to 952 and encodes 271 amino acids. The transcript has 6 exons. Gene Ontology annotation, molecular function: protein kinase activity; ATP binding. The record is from RefSeq and is a predicted model, not a curated record. Gene Ontology annotation, biological process: protein phosphorylation.